AUGCAGAAAGCGCUCGAGAUGUUGUGUGUGGUGUGGGCCAUGGCUUGCCUGAGAACGGCAGCGGCAGAGGCCGACAUCGGCUGUAUCGAAGAAGAGGCUGCCCUAUCCUUGCGGCAGCUGAGAGUGAAAGGUCAAAGUCGAGAUGAGGGCCAGGAUUCCGUGGACUCGCAGAGCUCAGAGCUUGAGCUUGACCUGGGCCUGGAUAGCUCAACCGUAGAUGUUGUGGAUUUGUCAUCUGAUGCCGACUCUUCCGAGCAAGCCGGGAUGCCGAUGAUCCCUUAUCCGAAGGAGUACUGCAGGCACUGCGGUGAAAUGGCCUUCUGCCACCGUGCGUCAAACCCGGGUUGUGGUGGAUAUGCAACAAGUGGAGUGGCCAGCUUCAACAAUCGCAUCCGGGCAAAGGGAUGCGCCAUAGGUCCCGUCCUCACAGUGCCUCGAUCAUACGUCCGGGAUAUCUCGGUCCUUGCGAAGACUCCGGGCGGUUUCGAGACGCUUGUGCAAAUGCUCCAGAGCGGUUUCCGACUGUAUGAGGGGAAAGGCCAUAGUGGUCCAGUGCCACAGGUGAGCUCGAGUCCCCAUCAGCUCCACAUCCGUGGAUCCCCUGCAGGCGGCAGGCCUUCGCCGCCUGGAUCUCCGCAUCGGACAAAUGUCGGCUUUAGCAGAGAAGGUGACGCGGAGUCUUCCAGCCACCUCCAGCCGUCCUCUCCUGGGCACAGUCCUCCAGUCAGUCCUGUGCCAGGACCUCCACCGCCCAAGGAGACGGAUGUGCUGUCCCCUCCGCCGGAGCAUCCGAUCAGCCCGGGCAGUGGGCCAACAGGCGUCAAGAAUUCGAUGAUUGCAACGAAUGCCAAGACCAUCCCUCGUUUCUGGUGGCCCAAACGCGAUCAGAUCUCCGAGCUUGGCCAGGAGUACAAAGACCAGAUUCACGACAUAUUCGUGAAGCAGGGCAUCACCGAUGGGCUAAAGAACUGGGAGCAGUGCGAGCAGAUUGUCACUGAUGUUUUCAAGCUGUCGAAAUAUUUCGCCGCCCCUAUUUUCCACAAGAUGAAGGCCUUCUAUGACAUCGUUGACCGCAGCGCAAUUUCCAAGCGCGAUGCCAUGAUGGUGCCUACGCCCGUACCGAUCACAGAAAUGAUGGUGGUUGGUUGGGCGAACCGGAAAAUCCAGCCUGAUGAUCCGACCCUGAGCUUCUUCUCAGUGGUCAAGAAGGACCACAAUGACUGGAUCGAGAAGGAGGACUUCGACGUCUUCCUGCAUGCUAUCUUGAUGACCCAUCCAGGCUUAGACUUCCUGCUGGAUACACAGGAGUUCCAAGAUAGAUAUGCCGAUACGGUCACCAGCCGAAUCUUCUACAUUUACGAUAGGAAGGGGACGGGUCGAAUCUACCUGCAAAAUCUGCGGCGGUAUCAGCCGUCCAUCGUCGAGACGUGGAAGCAGCUCGAGGACUACGAUGACAUGAAGAUGAUACGCGACUAUUUCAGCUAUGAGCACUUCUAUGUGAUCUACUGCACGUUCUGGGAGCUGGACUCCGACCACGACUUCCUCUUAGACAAAGACGACCUCCUGAAGUAUGACGGGCACGCGCUGUCUAGAAGAACAGUGGACCGGAUCUUCAGCGAGGUGACAUGGCGGUUCACGUCGGCUGUGCCCGGCAAGAUGGGAUACGAGGAUUUCAUCCACUUCCUCCUGAAUGACCAGGCAGUGAUCAAGAACGCUGACAUGGCCGAGGACAUGCAACAGGAUGCCAUCGACUUACAAUCCGACCUGGCAUGCAGUUGUCGGACGCAACUUCGGCUCAUACGUCACGCACGAGACGAAGCACUUCAUCUACUUCUAUCUGGGUCAGGUGGCCAUCCUCCUCUUCAAGUCGGGCUGAGUCCGCUGAAGGCACAGUACAGUGAGACGGCCCUGUCAGAUCAGGUUGUGGCGCGCUGGGUGAAUGAUUUUUUUCUCUUGGUGCUGCUGCUGGUGAAGUUCUUCUACGAGGAGCAAGUGCAGCGCAUGGAGUGCCUGAACUACGAAACCAUCGCGUUUUGCGAUGUCUUGUGCCAGCUGCAUGACAUGAUUUGUCCGAGAGUUGCUGGAGAGCGAGGAACGCUGCGGAAGCUGUACAAUCUGCGCUCCUUGGUGAACCAUGGUGCUGCACGUGCUGAUAGCUUUUUACAAAUGCAAUUUCGAAUUCAUGCCGAUGCUAUCGCGAGACUUGGAUGUUCAAACGAUCCUCGGCUAGUCAGCUACUUCAAGCAUGCUAGGCUUCGGGACUUUGAGGACGACCUCCACACAGGCCUGCGUGUGGAGAGCCCGGGUGCCGAGCUCGUCGUUGGCGCCUGCGAGCCUCCGGCUGGCGGACGCUUUGGGGCAAAGACAGAGAUCAUCUUGGCAGAUCAGGUUCUCAGCGUCUUUCAAAAGAUUCACGUCUUGCCCUACAAGGACACCUUCAAGUACAACUUCGACCACAUGUACCACAAUCACAUCGUUCCGUACUUCCAGACCCAGCAAGUUGGAGAGUUCACCAAGGGUUUCGAGUUUUCCUACGAUUCCGUGAGGUUUCAGGUCGUGGGCGUGCAGCCGGAGGACUCCUACGGAGUUGUGGGACACAACACAGAGAUCUUCUAUGAAGGGCCCGAGAUCGAGCGGAAGGUUCUUGAACGCUUACAGUUGAUUCCUUUCGAAGAAGGCCUGCCAGAUAAGUACCGGCCGAACAAGCUGUCCCUGGACGAAGCCGGCCUUUUGCGGGACUACGUGCGUCCCUACUUCGCUCAACGUUCGGCAGCCGUCCGUACUGGCGAAACACUGCAAAUCCGAGACCUGCGCUUCAAAAUUAUUGCGACGCGGCCAUCGGAGGGCGGUGGCGUUGGCAAAGAGACGGAGCUCGCCUGCCAGGGGGUGGCCUUAAAGGAGCACUUCAAGCCUCCACCCCGGGCUCAACCUAAGGGAAAGGCGGCUGCGAAGGCGGCUGCGGCCGCUUCAAGGGACGACCAAGGCAACCAGCAAUGCAUGGUCUCGUAG
Molecule: messenger RNA, 3009 nt
Organism: Symbiodinium sp. CCMP2456
Lineage: Eukaryota; Dinophyceae; Suessiales; Symbiodiniaceae
Source: the annotation of a GenBank genome assembly